Messenger RNA from Pezoporus occidentalis (night parrot), 3505 nucleotides. RefSeq lists its product as uncharacterized. The record is from RefSeq and is a predicted model, not a curated record. The transcript has 6 exons. NCBI's taxonomy places the organism in Eukaryota, Metazoa, Chordata, Aves, Psittaciformes, Psittacidae. The coding region runs from base 339 to 1373 and encodes 344 amino acids.
CCAGCCCCGGUGAAGGCAGCCCGCCAGCCUGCUUGGCAUUCGGCUCUCAUUGCUGGGAGAAACACAGCUGCUAAGGAGCUGAGUUCAGUGGCUGCGAGCAUCUCGGUCCAGGGUCCCCCCCAUCCUGGCUCGUCAUAUGAUUUCUCCAAAGGGAUAACCGCUGAGCGGGACUGCGUCUCCAAGCUGAUCCUUUGCUGAUAAGCCAGCUGCCAAGUCUCCAGCGCUAAGACAAAAGAGUUCCCAGCAGGUUUUUCUGCUGUGAAUGACAGAGGCUGCCUGGCACUCCACGUUGACCAGAGGCUACAGUGGCUCCUUCCCCCCUGCUGUGCUGGCAGAUCAUGGAGCUUUUCAGGCUGAGCCUAGGAUGUAUUUGCCUCCUUCCUUGGCUUGAGGUAGCAGAGGGACAAGGCUUUCUCAUAAGGAACACUCAGCUGGAAAAGUGCAUUUGCGUCUCCCAUCACAAGCCCAACAGCAUCAACCUGACUGACUGCAAGGAGCAAUCCCAGCAGCAGCAGUGGAGCUGGGACCCCAAUGCCGGGACCAUUGUCAGCCUUCAAACAAAGCAGUGCUUGUCAGCCCACAAGACACAUGAGCAUGCUCCGGUGAAGCUGGAGCCCUGCGGGGACUGGGAACGCCAAGUGUGGUCCUGCAGCAAGAAGGGACACUUGACUCUGCAGAGCUUGCGCUUCCACCUCAGCACCAAUGAAGGAGGACACAAGGUCUUUGUCUUGAGGAAAAAGGACAAAUUCAGCAGGUGGAAGACACUAGCAGAGGAAACCGUCUGUGCUGCUGCCCAGACAGCAGCUCCGAGGCACAGCACACCAACACAACAAGCUGCAGACUUGCGCGUGUGGAUCCAUAAAACUAAAACCAUUGAUUCACCAAAGACCAGUGCUGUGGACAGAGAAUCUUCUGUGAGCUUGACUGACCCACCGCUGGCUAACAAACUUAACAGCACAGUGUCUCCUGUGAAGACCAAACAGCCGUACCUCCCAGCAAACGAGGAUGUAUCCCAUAAUCACUCGAAAAAGCACCAUGGAAAUCGAGGGAAAAACGCCGGGGCCAGGCUUGCAGGCACCAACUGGAAGACAGCCAUGCUGGUCCUCAGCCCCUUGGCAUUCAUACUGGGAUUAAUAAUACUGACACUCAAUGUCCAUUACAACAAGAAGAAGAAAAUCCUCUCUGCUCUGAAGAGCUCCGCAGCAAACAGCAGCAGAGCUGACUUACGGGAGCCGUCUCCCUUACAAAGAGGUCCCCGGACGUACCUUCCACCAUCUCGCUCCCCUUCCCUGAGGCGUGGAGAAAUCCUCAUCGAGUGGAAAGACGGGACUGUCACUCCUCUUUUUGAUAACGCCAAUUAUCAAAUGGACUAGCUCCAAACCAACAGAGCUGUUGUUCCAUGCUGUGUCACCCUUCCCACCAGGAAGAGUGCCACCACUGCCAAUCUCCUCCCUAGCCUUGCUGUUUUGACAGGGAGUUGUAAACACUGUUUGGGGAUUUUUUUAACACUUGAGAACAAUCUCCUUGCACAGCACGACGUUGAAGCAAGCAGAGCAGAUUAUUUGGUUCAUCUAGACACACGCUGCUUAGCUCUUCCAGAGCUUUUCUAACCUAUAACAAAAACCAGAUUUAGCUUAAUGAAGCCAAGACUCUUGCCAGCUGCAACUGUCCUUUGCCCCUAAAUUCAGAGUUACGGAUCAUAUAAGAAACUAAAUCUUUGGAGACAAAGUGUAAACUGAAAAACAGAAGUCCUGAUGAUCCACAAAUCCUUUUUGAGCUAAAACUAGCUGCCAAGAGGCACAGAAGGCUGUCAGUUACUCUAUCAGUGUGAGAACAUAACUAAUAAGCACUGUCUUCAGGACUCAGAAGAUAAAAUCUCUUCCAGAUAUCUGCCAAAAUACUAUCCUCACUAAGCUGUCAAUUAAGUGACAGCAAGUAAUUUUUCUAACUUAAUAGGCAGCACUCCAUCGUCCUCUCUGCAUCACUGCAAGAGUCCUGCUGAGAGAGUACAUAUCUCUUGAAAUAUUUCCAUAUUUAAGACAUAUUAGACCUUAUUAUAGAACACAUCUUCUUUCUUUACGGGGAAUGACAAGUAGCAUCAGUGGUGCUUGUCGGGGAUAUGAUAUUACCCAGCUAUUUUAUACCAGCUGCAGUCUCUGACAUCCCAUAGUCAUAUGGAAUAGUCAAUGAACAGAUAUAUUGCUCCCAUCAACAGCAGUAACAUCUUUUUUCUAGAAAGGAGUAAAGCAUUUCCAGCCUUUACACUUCCUGUUUGAGCAUACCUGUGACCAUCACACUCAAUCCUGAUCUUUUCUCAGUGAAACUUGCGAUGUCUUACUGCUUUUCUAAUACUAAUGAAUUUAUGCUUUCCUUCUCACUGAUCCUGUGGCAAUGUAAACUGUAAUCACAGCUAUAAUCAGGAAUUAUGUGGAAAAAGAAAUACUAACACCAGGAAAUUACAAGCAUGAGCUGCAUCAGUGUAUUUAUUCAACAAAGCAAGGGAAACCAUACCCUAACCUGUUUCUUACUCAGACUUAACCAACACUUCUCACUUUACCGAUAUUAAGUUGUACUAUUUCAGUGGAACUUGGACUUCUCUGGAGUAUGAUUUUAUUUACCCUAAGGCAGAAGUAAGGUCUCUAAGGAAUUUAAAAUCUCUGAGUAUUUUUACUGUUUUCUAAACAUAGAUCCGCAGCCUGGUAAAAAGUUAACUGCUAUGAGAUACUAUUAUGAGCAAAAACUUAGCUGGUCUCAAGAAAGACAAUACAAACCUUAUUGGUUUAGGGGAUAAAAAUCACAGAGGUUGGAAAUAAAUGUCUUCCCUUGGCAGAUUAUUCCACAAUCAUUUACUGGAGGGUUUCCCACAUGAUCCUUGGGAAAACAUUUUAUUACUAGACACGGGCAGAGGAGAACUCUUUUUUUCCACCAGUGAACAGUGAACACAAACAAGAGUCAGAAUUAAAUUCUGACCUUCCAAUGUUUCCACUUUAAAACAAAUACAAAGCCUUUUGGGUCAAGUUUCCAACUGCGUAAGCACCAUUUUACACACAAAAUUUAUGUGAAUACGUUCCGUACAUAAACCUCUCAAAAUGCACAUGCAGUGCCUCACCAAUUAUGACAGUUACAUCCCUUGUACCUUUUCCUACCACAACUGAGACGCCAGCCUUUGAAAUUUAGUCCAAAGAGCACAUCACCUUAGAGUGCACAGCAUUUGUUAUUACAAAACCUUGAUGUCCUUUGGGAACUCUAAUGUAUGCAGUACCAUUAAAAUGGAAAUACUUCCUCAGAGUUCAGCUAAUGUGCUCUUCAAAGCAACAAGUGCUUAUGUUCAUUACUGCUGGACAGAAGAGAUUACUUGUUAAUGACUGUCUACAACUCAUGCUUGCUAUGCUAAUCUUGAUCAUAAACAUGAAGGCAGUUAACACCAUUGUUUACAUAGCACUGAUGAAAUGGUAGCUCAAACGAUAAUUAAAAAAUAAGACUGUGAAGCAGCACAAGCUUGUAA